Messenger RNA from Candida dubliniensis CD36, 2109 nucleotides. RefSeq names its product tryptophan synthase (gene TRP5). The transcript has a single exon. Gene Ontology annotation, biological process: L-tryptophan biosynthetic process. NCBI's taxonomy places the organism in Eukaryota, Fungi, Ascomycota, Pichiomycetes, Serinales, Debaryomycetaceae. Bases 1 to 2109 code for a protein of 702 amino acids. The record is from RefSeq and is a predicted model, not a curated record. Gene Ontology annotation, cellular component: cytoplasm. Gene Ontology annotation, molecular function: tryptophan synthase activity.
AUGUCUGCUUUACUUAAAGAAACAUUUGCCAGAUGCAAAAAGGAAGGACGCAAUGCCUUAGUUAAUUUUAUCACUGCUGGGUUCCCUACCAUUGACGAUACCAUUCCUAUUUUACAGAACAUGCAAAAUGCCGGUGUUGAUAUCAUUGAAUUAGGUGUUCCAUUUUCUGAUCCUAUUGCUGACGGUCCUACCAUUCAACAAGCCAACAAUGUUGCCUUAGAUAACGGAAUCACUGUUCCUAAAUGUUUAGAAUUAUUAUCUCAAGCCAGAAAUCAAGGUGUCACCGUACCAAUUAUUUUAAUGGGGUAUUAUAAUCCAAUUUUGAAAUAUGGUGAACAGAAAUUUUUGAAAGAUGCAGAAGAAGCUGGUGCCAAUGGGUUUAUUGUGGUCGAUUUACCUCCCGAAGAAGCAAUUAAAUUUAGAACCGAAUGUACCAAAUAUGGAUUAUCUUAUGUUCCAUUAGUUGCUCCUGCUACUUCAAAUGAAAGAUUGAAAAUUUUAGGAGAAAUUGCCGACUCAUUUAUUUAUGUUGUUUCUAAAAUGGGUACCACUGGUGCUUCAACUAAAGUUUCAACGGGGAUCCAAGAAUUAUGUGAUAGAGUGAGAAAAUAUGCCGGACCGGAUACUCCAUUAGCCGUUGGCUUUGGGGUUUCCACUAGAGAACAUUUUUUGACCGUUGGUGAAGUUGCCGAUGGUGUAGUUAUUGGAUCGAAAAUUAUCACUUUGAUUGGUGAUUCCAAACCAGGCGAAAGAGGUAAAGUUGCUUAUGAUUACGUCCAAUCUAUUUUGGGAAAUGAUUUCAAACCUACUUAUCCUAAAACAUUUGAAAGAAAUAACAAUAACCAAGCUAAGGAAACUAAACCAGUUUUGGAAGAGAAUCAUAAAUACAAUCCAAGAUUUGGUGAUUUCGGUGGUCAAUAUGUCCCUGAAGCAUUACAUACAUGUUUAGCUGAAUUAGAAAAAGGGUUUGAAGAUGCCGUUGCUGAUCCUGAAUUUUGGAAAGAAUUUAGAGAUUUAUAUUCAUACAUUGGAAGACCAUCAUCUUUACACAGGGCAGAAAGAUUAUCUGAACAUGCAGGUGGAGCACAAAUUUGGUUGAAAAGAGAAGAUUUGAAUCAUACUGGUUCUCAUAAAAUCAACAAUGCCUUGGCUCAAGUUUUAAUUGCCAAGAGAUUAGGUAAAAAGAAAAUCAUUGCUGAAACUGGUGCUGGUCAACAUGGUGUUGCCACUGCUACUGCUUGUGCCAAGUUUGGAUUGGAAUGUACGGUAUUUAUGGGAGCUGAAGAUACUAGACGUCAAGCAUUAAAUGUUUUCAGAAUGAAAAUUUUGGGUGCUAAUGUUGUCCCUGUAAAAAAUGGGACUCAAACUUUAAGAGAUGCCACCUCUGAAGCUUUUAGAUUUUGGGUAUCCAAUUUAGAAACUACUCAUUACGUUGUUGGAUCAGCAAUUGGUCCUCAUCCAUAUCCUACUUUGGUUAGAACUUUCCAAAGUGUUAUUGGUCAAGAAACUAAAGAACAAUUCAAAGCUUUAAACAAUGGGAAAUUGCCCAAUGCAGUUGUUGCUUGUGUUGGUGGUGGAUCCAAUUCCACCGGUAUGUUCUCUCCUUUCGAAAAUGAUAAAGAAGUUAAAUUAUUAGGGGUUGAAGCUGGUGGUGAUGGUUUGGAUACUGAACGUCACUCUGCUACUUUAACAGCCGGUAUUCCUGGUGUUUUCCAUGGGGUUAAGACUUAUGUUUUACAAGAUAAUGACGGUCAAGUUCAUGAUACUCAUUCUGUAUCUGCCGGAUUGGAUUAUCCUGGUGUUGGUCCAGAAUUGGCUUAUUGGAAGAGUAUUGGUAGAGCUGAGUUUGUUGCUGCUACUGAUGCACAAGCUUUGGAAGGGUUCAGAUUAUUAUCGCAAUUGGAAGGUAUUAUUCCUGCUUUGGAAAGCUCUCAUGCUAUUUAUGGUGCUAUUGAAUUGGCUAAAACAAUGUCUAAAGACCAACAUAUUGUUAUUAACGUAUCUGGUAGAGGUGAUAAAGAUGUUCAAUCAGUUGCUGAAGUAUUGCCUAAAUUGGGUGAACAAAUUGGCUGGGACUUGAGAUUUGAAGAAGAUCCUUCAAAAGCUUAG